This is a messenger RNA of Adineta ricciae, 1317 nucleotides long. The record is from the annotation of a GenBank genome assembly. Lineage: Eukaryota; Metazoa; Rotifera; Eurotatoria; Adinetida; Adinetidae.
AUGAAGAUCAUCAUCUUUUCGAUUUUAUUCACUGUUCAAGCUCAAUAUAUAGAUGAUGAACUAAUAUCCAAUGAAAUUUCGACACUAACAAAUGAUGUUGACUUAAUUACUCGAACAGAAAAUGAUCGAACAAAUUUCAUGGAAGCAUCAAAUGAUCAUUUUUCUAAUCGAAUUGAUUUUGAUGGAAUAAAUGCGACGACAGUUCCAUCUGAUCCGUUCUCAUCAAACAUUACCGAUGACGGUCAAACAUGGUCAGCAUUAGUUACACAUGAUCAGUGGUCGUUUUCAUCAUUUAUAUCAACAAAUGACCUUGACUUCAUGACAUCAUCAGAAGGAACUAAUGUCAUUGUACAAGACUCAUGGUUUAAUGUUAAUCAAAGUCAAAGACGAAAUCCGACUGCAUCUGUUCUUUUCUGGAAAUCAGUGAAUGAUCCUUCAUCAGGUGGUACGACUUAUACGUUAACAUCCGAUCCGCGUUGUCUUCGUCAAGCAUGUUCUGUUAUACUAAAACAUAACGGAACAUUAGCAACAGAUAUUGGCGGUUGUCUUUCAUUUGCUCUACGAAUACGUGGUCAACCCGUCGGUCAGUUAUGGAUAGUGGAAGAUAAAGAGCAAGAUAACGCUUUACAAAAGAUUCAAUUAACAAACAAAACUCUACGAAUCGAACAUUCAUUGAGAUCAAAAAUAAAAAAUUUAUCAAUUGCAACACGAAUUUUGUUUCGUAAUCCACAGAUCGAUGCACUUUAUCUCUCGAACUUGAAGGUUAAUUGGAAAGGACCUUGUCCUAAAACUCGUCGAGUUCCAACUCCUUCACCUGAUAUCAAUCGUCGAGCAACACUAGAAGAUGAAUUUAUGACACUGACCAGUGAAGGUUCUGGUUCCAUGUAUACAUUAACAACGAAUGAAGAUUAUCAAAACAACGAUGAACAGUUCAAAUACGAUCCAACAACAGUUUCUUCAAAGACGAAAUCAACAACGAAACGACCAUUUGCAUUCACGAAUCAAAAGAAUCUCGGUUGGGUGUUAACGUCAAUUACACUCGCCUGCGUGUUCCUUCUCCUAGCAGCAGUUGGACAUGGCUUAUGGUUACUUCGGCGACAACGUCAUUUCAGUUGGUAUUUUGCUUUUGACUCGCAAAUUCAACUGCUUGCUCGAAGAUCUAUUCGUUCAUCAACAAGAUCAGAAAAGAAAAUUGCAACAAUUUCGGAAAUAGCGAAUGAUAUUCUAAACACUGAAUCCCAAAGAGAACAAACGUAUUCUCCAUCAACAAGUAGUUUCGAAUCAGCAUCACCGAUCUCAUAUUAUACUUAUCUCUAG